Messenger RNA from Didymella exigua CBS 183.55, 1323 nucleotides. Its product is annotated as tubulin-tyrosine ligase. NCBI's taxonomy places the organism in Eukaryota, Fungi, Ascomycota, Dothideomycetes, Pleosporales, Didymellaceae. Bases 1 to 1323 code for a protein of 440 amino acids. Gene Ontology annotation, biological process: protein modification process. The record is from RefSeq and is a predicted model, not a curated record. The transcript has a single exon. Gene Ontology annotation, cellular component: P-body.
AUGGCAUCAGCACCGGAGACACCGAUCCACGCGCUGAUCAACUACGAAGAUCCCUACGUGCAACCCCUCAUUCUGUCUGCGCUCGAAAAGCGCCUCCCCGCAUCAUCCUACAAACUCAUCAGCUCCCUCACGGACCUCCCUUCACCGUCGACUCCAUGCCUCCAAUUCGUGCAGUACGAGUCAAUCGACUGGGACCAUCUCAUGUCUAGCCCCAAAGCCCUGGCCAAUGCAUACGUGAUCCGCAAAGCUCUGAUCCGGAAACACUACCUCAGCACCACCAUCGCAAACUGGAUCACAAAGUACCCCGACAGCGCGCUGAAGCGGGGCGCAAAGCCGAGCGUCGAGUUUGAAGUCGACUACGCCGAGUUCCUGGACGACGCGCUCGUCGAGGCAUGGGAGUUGAAGGAGAGUUGGGCGCGCAGUGAGCGGUUUGCCGACGACGAGAGGGAGAAGCGCGAGUGGUGGAUUCUAAAGCCGGGGAUGAGCGAUCGCGGGCAGGGCAUCCGACUCUUCUCGUCCGAAGAAGAACUAACAGCCAUCUUCGAAGAAUGGGACCCGGAGAGCGACGACGACGACGACGAUGAGCAAGACGCACGCAGCGAUGCCGACGACGCAGAAAAGGAUGAAGGUAUCAUCACAAGCCAACUCCGCCACUUCGUCGCACAGCCCUACAUCCACCCGCCCCUCCUCCUUGCACCGCCCGGCGCACCCUCCCAGCCCAGGAAAUUCCACAUCAGGACCUACGUCCUCGCCACCGGCGCCCUACAAGUCAGCAUCUACAAGCCCAUGCUCGCGCUCUUCGCAGCACGCCCCUACUCCCCCCCUUGGGAGACCGACUUCGCAUCAUCUGCAGACCAGCGCGACGCCGCCAUGCGCGCACACCUCACAAAUACCUGUCUGCAAGCCAGCGGCGACCGCGACGGCUCCGUGGGCCUAUUCUGGGACCUCCCCGACUCCGCCGCCGCCCCGCGCGGUUGGAAAGACGACGUCUUCGCGCAGAUCCAGAGCAUCACGGCUGCGACCUUUGAAGCGGCUGCGCGCGGCAUGGGCGUGCAUUUCCAGCCCCUACCCAAUGCGUUUGAGAUCUUUGGGCUGGAUUUUAUGGUUGGGAUUGAGGACGAUAGCGCGCUAAAUACGUAUUUGCUCGAAGUCAAUGCAUUUCCUGAUUUUCGGCAGACGGGGGGUGAGUUGAGCGGGGUGAUUGCAGGGUUGUUUGAGGGCGUUGUUGAGGAGGCAGUGUUGCCGUUUUUUGGUGUUGAGGGAAGGGGUGAGAAGAGCGGGGACAUGGUUAGGGUGCUGGACAUUGAUCUUGGGAGAAGGUAG